This is a messenger RNA of Paramuricea clavata, 1979 nucleotides long. The record is from the annotation of a GenBank genome assembly. NCBI's taxonomy places the organism in Eukaryota, Metazoa, Cnidaria, Anthozoa, Malacalcyonacea, Plexauridae.
AUGCUAUCAUCCACAAAUGAUUCCCAGCGCUAUCGCCAUGGCUCAUUUGCCCCAGUUCGUGAAAGGUGUAAAGCUGUGUGGUAUGUGGACGGCAAAGACUACAUGUCUGCUGUGGCCGACGCUAUCAUGGCAGCCGAGACAGAAAUCAUGAUUACUGACUGGCAAAUGAAUCCUGAAAUCUUCAUGAAAAGACCUGAUUCUGGAGUUAAUAGUUUAGAAUGGCAACUGGACAACAUGCUGUUAAAAAAGGCUGACGAGGGUGUUAAAGUGAAAAUAUUAUUAUACAACGAAAUGAAAUUAGCCUUAGAUCUUGGAAGUGACCACGUUGUGAAACUGCUUGGAAAGCAUAAAAAUAUAGAGGUUCACUGCCAUCCUGAUCUUGUUACCGCAGCAUGGAAUUUGUUUCGGUGGAGUCAUCAUGAAAAGAUGGUCAUUGUUGAUCAUAGUAUUGCAUUUGUCGGAGGCAUUGAUCUCUGUUACGGUCGCUGGGAUACUCGCAACCAUGAAUUGAUGGAUAAUUAUCCUGUUCAUCCUGCUGUAGAUGGACGCGAAGCAUCAGAUGAUAAACCACACGAAUAUGCUCGGUGGAUCGGCAAGGAUUACAGAAAUACGUUUUACAACAAGGAAAAGCAAACGGACUGGGAGAAACCACUGGAGGGUUACGAGGGAGUUGAAAGAAAUACGAUUCCUCGCAUGCCUUGGCACGAUGUAGGCUGUGCAAUAAUUGGAGAAGCUGUACAAGAUGCUGUGCAACAUUUCACAGAUAGACACAACCCAUACAAUGCAACCCAUACGAAACCUUGGUGGCAAAGAUUUUUGGAUUUCGUUCGUCAAUACGUUCAGAGCACUGACCAAAUAAAGCAAUCUACCAAAAGCAAGAAUACCAAAGCAGAAGAAAUCGUGUCAAAUUCCGGUGGCUAUAACGUGAAAAUUCAACUCCUGAGAUCUGUGGACAACUGGUCAGCUGGUCAGAAACAUCAAUAUAUAACACUUAUAUAGUUGCGAUAAAGAAUGCUCAACACUUCAUUUAUAUAGAAAAUCAGUUCUUCAUUUCAUCGCAAAAAGGUUUACCACGAAAAGUUCAAAAUGAUAUCCAAGCAGCAUUGGUUGAAAGAAUUGUCCUUGCCCACAAAGCCAAGAAAGAUUUCCAUGUUAUGGUCGUGAUCCCUCUGAAACCCGAGUUCCCUGGUGAUUGGGACGCCGAUGAUUGGACCGGAGAAACUCUACGAACAGUGACAUUUUGGAAUCAAGCCACUAUCUACCAUGGAGAAGACUCGUUAUUUAGUAAGCUUGAGAGAGAAAAUAUACCGAAAGAAACUGCGAUGAAGUACUUCUCUGUGUAUAGCUUACGUACAUAUGACUUGAUUGGAAAACAUUUUGUUACUGAGAUCGUGUAUGUGCACAGUAAGAUCAUGAUCGUUGAUGAUCGUAAGGCAAUUAUUGGAUCUGCAAAUAUCAAUGAUCGCAGUAUGCUGGGAGACCGAGAUUCCGAAGUUGCAGUUAUGAUAGAAGAUUUAGAUUUCGUUGAUGGUAACAUGAACGGUAUAGGAUACAAGAUGGGAAAGUUUGCUCAUAGUUUGAGAUGUGAUCUACUUAAAGAGCAUUUAGGAUUGGUCGGUAAGAGCGAGGAUGAAUUUGACAUAAGAAUCAACGAUCCACUGGCCGAAAGUUUUAUUAAAGGUGUACAUGAUCGGGCAGAAACAAAUACUCGUAUGUUUCUAGAAGCAUUUGGUCAAGGUUUACUUCCAAGAGAGGAUGUGGAAGAUUUUGAAGCGUUUCAACGUUAUAAAGAUAUUCCUUUGCCUCGUGAAAAUACACCACAGGCUGAAAAGAUUCUGAAGCAGAUAAAAGGAACUCUAGUGAACCAUCCUGGAACAUUUCUGAUGGAAGAACUUGAACCUUCCAGAUUACUAUGUACUUCCCAAGUUGCUUAUCGUAAAUUAUUUGUCCACGAUAGCUACAAUGAAUGGAACGAUUAG